Messenger RNA from Cajanus cajan (pigeon pea), 2919 nucleotides. RefSeq names its product G-type lectin S-receptor-like serine/threonine-protein kinase At4g27290. The record is from RefSeq and is a predicted model, not a curated record. Gene Ontology annotation, cellular component: plasma membrane. NCBI's taxonomy places the organism in Eukaryota, Viridiplantae, Streptophyta, Magnoliopsida, Fabales, Fabaceae. Gene Ontology annotation, molecular function: ATP binding; protein serine/threonine kinase activity. Gene Ontology annotation, biological process: recognition of pollen; protein phosphorylation.
UGCUGCUUCCAUUUAGCCCCGCUUUCACACCAGUUUAUUGAGUUCCUUCUCAUUCCAUGUUAUGGUCAUCUCUUCCUCUACAAAAGCAGAGCUUACCCUCACAUUUCCUCAACCUUCUAUUACUAGGAAAGGCCAAAAAAUUAAGAGCAGCACUCUUGCAAAUGUAAUUUAGAAAUCAUUCCUUACAUAACAUCGCAAUGUUAUUUAUUUGGUUCUUCUUGUUCUCCUACAUGACUACAAUUUCCACUUCAGUAGACACUUUAGCAGUGAGUCAAUCCAUCCAAGAUGGUACAGCAGGAGGAAUUACUGAACUGGGUUUCUUUAGCCCAGGCUCAGAAAAUUCAACAAGGCGAUACUUGGGUAUAUGGUACACAAACGUAUCCCCUUUAACAGUGGUGUGGGUGGCCAACAGAAAUAACCCUCUUGAGAAUAACUCAGGAGUUCUCAAACUCAACCAAAAAGGGAUUCUUGUGCUUCUCAAUGCUACAAACACCACCAUUUGGUCAUCCAACAUAUCAAGCAAAGCAGUGAACAAUCCAAUUGCUUAUCUUUUGGAUUCGGGAAAUCUUGUAGUCAAAAGUGGACAGGGAACCAACAAGGACAUGGUCUUGUGGCAAAGUUUUGAUUAUCCGGGUGAUACAUGGAUGCCUGAAAUGAAAAUUGGAUGGAACUUAGAGACUGGUCAAGAAAGAUAUUUAUCAUCUUGGAAAAGUGCUAACGAUCCUGCUGAGGGAGAAUAUGCUCUAAAACUUGACCUUAGAGGAUUGCCUCAAAUGAUUAUAUUCAAGGGACAUGACAUAUAUAAGAGAUUAGGAUCAUGGAAUGGUGUUUCUCUAGUUGCAGAUCCAGUUCAAGAUUUUGAAACGUCACCAAAAUUUGUGGCUAAUGGAAAAGAAGUGUAUAAUUAUUACCAGGUUCAUGAUAGCUCGGUCUUCUUUGUAUACACCCUGACCCCAUCAGGCACAGGGCAGAGUUCAUCUUGGACAACUCAAACAAGCACUCGGAAUUUCGUCUCCACUGGGGAGCAUGAUCAAUGCGAGAAUUAUGCUUUUUGUGGCACAAAUUCUAUUUGCAAUUAUGAUGGUAACCGUCCAACUUGUGAAUGCCUGAGAAGUUAUGUUCCAAAGUCUCCUGAUCAGUGGAAAAUAUCAAUUUGGCGCAAUGGCUGUGUUCCAAGGAAUAAAUCUACUUGCAAUAACAGUUACACAGAUGGCUUCUUCAAGUACACAAACUUGAAAUUGCCAGACACAUCUUCAUCAUGGUUUAAUAUAACCAUUAACCUGGAUGAAUGUCGCGAGUUAUGUCUUAAAAACUGUUCUUGUACAGCAUAUGCCAAUUUAGAUAUCCGUGAUGGAGGAAGGGGCUGUCUACUUUGGUUUAAUACUCUAGUUGACAUGAGAAAAUUCUCUCAAUGGGGUCAAGACUUGUAUGUCAGAGUCCCUGCUUCAGAAUUAGAUCAUGCUGGCCACGGAAACAACAAAAAGAAGAUAGUAGGAAUCAUUGUUGGUGUGACUAGUUUUGGAUUAAUUGCCACAUGUUUAUGCAUAUUUAUAAUUAAAAAUCCAGGGGCUGCAAGAAAAUUUUACAACCAGCAUUACAAAAGUAUACUUAGAAUGGAAGACUCGGAUUUGCCAACUUUUAAUUUGUCAGUCAUAGCUAAGGCCACCGGAAACUUUUCAACUGAAAACAAGGUUGGAGAAGGUGGCUUUGGACCAGUACACAAGGGAACACUGAUCGAUGGGAAAGAGAUAGCUGUGAAAAGGCUCUCAAAGAACUCUGGACAAGGGUUGUAUGAGUUCAAAAAUGAAGUGGCAUUGAUUGCCAAACUUCAGCACCGUAAUCUGGUUAAACUUCUGGGUUGCUGCAUUGAAGGAGAAGAAAAAAUGUUGAUUUAUGAGUACAUGUCCAACCACAGCUUGGACUACUUUAUUUUUGAUGAAACCAAAAGAAAGUUCCUAGAUUGGAGUAAACGUUUCAAUAUUAUUAGUGGCAUUGCUCGAGGACUUCUAUAUCUUCAUCAAGACUCUACGUUGCGGAUUAUUCAUAGAGAUCUUAAAACUAGCAAUAUUUUACUAGAUGCAAAUUUGGAUCCUAAAAUAUCAGACUUUGGCUUGGCUCGAUUACUGUUGGGAGAUCAAGUUGAGGCAAACACAACUAGGGUGGCUGGAACAUAUGGUUACAUACCUCCUGAGUAUGCUUCCCGUGGACAUUUCUCAGUGAAAUCAGAUGUGUUUAGUUACGGUGUGAUAGUACUAGAGAUUGUAAGUGGGAAGAAAAACAGAGAAUUUUUGAACCUAGAACACGACAAUAAUCUUCUUGGACAUGCAUGGAGAUUUUGGACUGAAGAGAAGGCCCUAGAAUUAUUGGAUGAGGUGUUAACAGAACAGUGCACGCCCUCAGAGGUCAUACGAUGCAUACAGAUAGGUCUAUUAUGCGUGCAACAAAGGCCAGAAGAUAGGCCAGACAUGUCAUCAGUGGUUUUAAUGUUGAAAUGUGAUCAAUCAUUGCCAAAACCUAAGGUUCCUGGUUUUUACACUGAAAUAGAUAUUACAACAGGUGCAAGUCCUUCAUCGACAAAUCACAGACCGUACUCGAUUAAUGAACUUUCCAUCACAAUGUUAGAAGCAAGAUAGAAAUUGGAAGCAAGAAAAUGUUUAGGGUUCACCUUCCAAUAUUGGAUAUAUGGGCUAUUUGAUCAUACAUGAUUAGUCAAAUUUCUAUUUGAGCUCUUGCUUUAUCUUUGUUUAAUAUGUAACCAAACAAAUGUGAGAGGCAAAGUCUGUUUGAUAAGUUUAGAAGUGUUUUUGAGAUUUUUUCUACUAAAAAUAACUUUAUUUUUGGUAGAAAGACUCUCAAAAUCACUUCAAUCUUGUAUCCAAACAGGUUCAAAGAAAAAGUUUUAUAAUGAGUUUGAUUUAA